Messenger RNA from Purpureocillium takamizusanense, 1438 nucleotides. It is a transcript of the gene SLX1, whose product is annotated as Slx4p interacting protein. Gene Ontology annotation, molecular function: crossover junction DNA endonuclease activity; 5'-flap endonuclease activity. Bases 88 to 1095 code for a protein of 335 amino acids. The record is from RefSeq and is a predicted model, not a curated record. The transcript is spliced from 2 exons. NCBI's taxonomy places the organism in Eukaryota, Fungi, Ascomycota, Sordariomycetes, Hypocreales, Ophiocordycipitaceae. Gene Ontology annotation, cellular component: Slx1-Slx4 complex. Gene Ontology annotation, biological process: double-strand break repair via homologous recombination.
CACUGAGUUGCCAGCAUCUCACUUCACAGCAACAUCAGCCGUGAACGACGCCAUGAGCUAUCUCGCCACCGCCCGCCUGCGCCAGGCAUGAGUCAAGUCACGAAGCCCCUGCCGGCCCUGUACACGGUCUACGUCCUGCGCUCUACCGUGCGCCACGCGUCGCUGUACAUUGGCUCGACGCCGAACCCGCCACGGCGGCUCAAGCAGCACAAUGGCGACGUCAAGGGCGGCGCGGCGCGCACGUCGCGGCACACGCUGCGGCCCUGGGAGAUGAUUGUCCUCGUGUCUGGAUUCCCCAGCAUGAUUGCCGCGCUCAAGUUUGAAUGGGCGCUCACAAACCCGCACCUGUCGCUGCAUAUACCCGACGAGUCGCGGCUCGCCGUCUCGACGCAGCGCAAGAAGAACGGCAUGCCCAGGCGCCCGCCGCACAGCCUCAACUCGGUCGUGUCGAACCUGCACCUCCUCACGGGCGUGCCGAGCUUCGCACGCUGGCCCUUGAACCUGCACUUCCUAGCGCGGGAGCCGCACGCGGCGUGGAAGACCUGGCUCGCGACGUUGGGCAAGCCCAGCAGGCCCGGGCUACGCAUCCUGACCGACUAUGAUGUGCAGCCACCGCCGAGGAAUAGUGGUGACCGCGACGGCGGCGGUAGCGGUAGCGGUCAUAGUGGUGACGCCGCGGCGGAAGCGUCCCAGCGGGGCAUAUACGCCCUCCCGCUGGACUACAAGCCCCUCCGCGCGUACGUCGAAAAGGCGCACGACGUGGUGUCGUUUGAGCGUGAGGGCGCCUGCGUGCACUGCGGAGAGCAGCUCGAGUCGGGCCGGGGGCUGCACACCAUGUGCCCCAACGACGGGUGCAGGGGCAUGGGCCACCUCGACUGCUGGAGCAGGCACGCGCUUGCUGGCGACGAAGACGGGCAGCAGGGCGAGGUGAUACCUGAUGUUUGCGCGUGUCCGUCGUGUGGAGGCGAGGUGCGCUGGGGAGACAUGAUGAAGGAGCUAAGCCUUCGGGUUCGCGGGGCCAACGAGGUGGACAAGCUGCUUAAGAAGAAGAAGACGAGGAAAACGACGAAGACGACCGCACCGACGGUGGGUUGAGCGCUGGGGGCGCUGUAUAUCGCGAAUUCUGGGACAGGGCCUUGGCAUUGGGAGUAUGGAUCAUCGACCGGGUUAUUAUAAAGGACGAUGUACAUGGCUGGGACUCACGGAGGAUUGCUACGAAGGCCAAUGUACAUGUGCUGUAGGUCUGCUUGCACUUUUUUUCUCGCAGCGCUUCGGAGUAACUGCAUCACGGAGGAAUGUUUUGCGACGGCGCAGGUGCUGGAAUCUCUUUCAGGGCUGCCCGGGAUUUUUUCGCCUGAAUACAAAGUACGCGAAGCGACAAAUUUCCACUCCCUUUCUCGUCGUCAUCAACUUGCAGCAAUAUCAUCAUCUACAUCAC